CGGGGUUUAAGUGAAAUUGCCCAAUCCCAUCUCUUCCUCUUGGAGGGUGGUUCAGGUCCGGCUAACUUCCAUCCCAGAGACGAGAAAGUAGAAAGAUGAAGCUCUCUCUGAAACUUCAUGAUGAUUGCAACCAACAGACGGAAAAACCCCCACUUCUAAAGGCUAAAAUACCCAUUUCCAUUUUCAACCAACCCUUCACUUCUUCUCUCACCACCGCUACAACCGCCACUCCUAAACACCUUACUUUUUCUCUCUCCACCAACUUCUCUUCUGGCCCUUCUUUCAGACUCACCUACACACCUCUCUCUUCGAAUACAACGGCACCCUUAGCUGCCCCUUUCUCUGCCUCUCUGAAAUCAGGCCUUGGCUUGCUUGGUUCGCCUCAGGAUUCUCCUCUUAUCUUCUCGGCCCACUUCUCUCUUUCCUCCACCAAUCCCUCGACUAUUUCCCCUACCUUUUGGCUCCAUUUCAAGCCCCAAUUUGGCCACUUUUCGUUGCAUAAAACUACUGCCUCUGCAAACCCUAGCCCUAGAAAUUCAGGGUCCCGCUUUGUUUCCGCGGCCGACGUGCAAUCCGGAUCUCCUUCGAAUUCUGAUUUUGCAAGUGGGUCGGCUGUGAAUGAGGCGUUCGGUUGGCAAAAUGUCAAAUUGGAGCCGUAUAGUGGUAGUGAAUAUGGGUUUGGGAAUACGAAGCCUAGUAUUUUUAAUGGGGUUCAUUCAGCUGAUGGAAUUGGGUUUGUUAAAGAGAGGGUAUUGGAGCUGAAAAAUGGUGCAAGAAGUGGACUGUUGAGUGGAAUUUCUGUGAAGGCAAAAAGUGUUUUGCCUCUGACGAAAGGGGUAAAGAUUAAUUUGAGGUGGGGAGUGAAUUUGCCGGCGAAUUCGGAGGUCAGAAUGCCAUAUUUAACUGUAAAUAAGAUUGGGAUUGAGAGAGUUGAGAAGGUAGAAGAAGUGAAGAAGAGGAAUACUGAGAGUGUGGGUGAUUCGGAGUUGUUGAAGGGAAUGUGUUUUUGGAUGAGCAGAGAUUUGGAAUUAUUGGAGAAGGAGAACAGGGAAAUGAAACAAUGUCUGGAGGAUAUGAGAAUGGCAGUUUCCGCUAGGCCUUAUCGUGGAGCAAGUGAUAGAAUUGGGAAGGUCUUUCCAUCUUCAAGUGAGAGUUUUCCUGAGGCAAGGAGUUUUAAUGGAGUCAGUGAUAGUACUGGGAAGAAGGUGUUUCCAUCUUCAAGUGAAAGUUUUGGUGAGCUUGAGAGGCGGGGGAGCAAGAAGAAUAGUGAAGGGAAUGGCAAAACAGAGGUGAAGUCUGUGAGUCAGGCUAGUGAUUUGGAGUCUGAGUUGCAGAAAGCUAUUAUGGCUGCUGCUUCGUCUUAGCAAGGAGGCAGCCCUAAGUUUGUAGCAGUUGGGAUUUUGGAAGACAUCUAACACAUUUAAAGCAAGAUAAACAGAAACCUUGGAUUCUAAAAGUCUUCACACCUUGGCGAUAACUAACAACUUAGAUUAUAGCUGGUAAUGUUGAUGCAAUCAGGAACUCAUCCCUUUCCUUUAAGAAUGAAUAACUAUGGACAAUCGAAGUUCACACUUUGUUUCUAAGUUUUCGUUGAGAGUUCAUGAAGAGAAUACCCAUCUUCACUUGUUAUUAUUCCCCUAAUCUGCUUAGUUCUCCGUAAUGUUAUUUAACAAUUUCAUUAAGAACUUGAGUAUAUAAAAUCAUCUGAAACUUUGGUAUUGUCGCA
This is a messenger RNA of Mangifera indica (mango), 1726 nucleotides long. RefSeq lists its product as uncharacterized. Bases 96 to 1364 code for a protein of 422 amino acids. The record is from RefSeq and is a predicted model, not a curated record. Lineage: Eukaryota; Viridiplantae; Streptophyta; Magnoliopsida; Sapindales; Anacardiaceae. The transcript has 2 exons.